AUGAGAGGGUUCGCCAGGCAGAGAUCGAGGUCAGUGGUCGCAAGUGAUCAACCAGCGGAGCAAGCAGGCAUGUCAGAGGGAGCCCUUUUAAAUGUGCACAUGAUCUGGCUCCUCUUAGCUGCCCAGGUGACGGUGAACCAGCUGAACCUAGUGUCCCACAGCGUGGUGGCUGCUCCCUACCAGUGGGAGUACCCCUACCUGCUCGGUAUCAUCCCCUCCCUCUUCAGCUUCAUGGCCCUGCCCAAAAACAACAUCAGCUACCUGGUGAUCUCCAUGAUCAGUGCCGGUCUCUUCUGCAUAGUGCCGCUCAUCUACGGGGGCAUGGAGAUGUUCCCGGUUGCCCAGCAGCUGUACCACCACGGUGGCGCCCCUCUCACCAUCCCUAAUUGA
This is a messenger RNA of Salvelinus fontinalis (brook trout), 390 nucleotides long. Its product is annotated as protein jagunal homolog 1-B-like. Lineage: Eukaryota; Metazoa; Chordata; Actinopteri; Salmoniformes; Salmonidae. Gene Ontology annotation, cellular component: endoplasmic reticulum membrane. The record is from RefSeq and is a predicted model, not a curated record. Gene Ontology annotation, biological process: endoplasmic reticulum organization; vesicle-mediated transport; granulocyte colony-stimulating factor signaling pathway. The transcript is spliced from 2 exons. Bases 1 to 390 code for a protein of 129 amino acids.